GAAACGAAAGCUAACACGUGGGAACUGUAAUUUGCUGUGUUUUGCCUUUUCUUCAGGGUACUUAAGUGCCUUUUUACACAGUGCCUUGUCAACGACGACUCCGUAUAAUUGUCUGGAGGUGAUAGUUAGCUCUCAGCUGACUGGUGAGCUGGUUUAUCUGCCUUAUUAUGGCGGACAACAGAGACGAUGAUUCUCAGCACAGGAUUAAAGAGGGGGACUACGUUGUGUUGAAACGAGGGGAUAUCUUCAAAGCUGUGCAGAUUCAGCCUAAAAAGAAGGUGAUUUUUGAGAAGCAGUGGUUCUUCCUGGAUAAGGCAGUGGGACACCUGCACAGCACCACGUUUGAGAUCGUGUCUGGAGGUCUGCAGCCACUGAAGCCCAAAGACUCAGAGAGCUCUAACGAUGCGAAGGAGGCAGGCACAGACAACAGAAACAUUAUAGAUGAUGGAAAAUCACAGAAACUGACCAGGGAUGACAUUGAGACGCUCAAAGAGCAAGGUCUGAAGGGUCAGGAAAUCAUUCAGCAGCUCAUAGAUAACAGCUCAACAUUCAAAGAUAAGACUGAAUAUGCCCAGGAUAAGUACAUCAAGAAGAAAAAGAAGAAGUAUGAAAACACUGUGACGAUUCUAAAACCGUCGUGUCGCAUUCUUGCUAUGAUGUACCAUGGCCGGGAACCAGGGAAGAUCUGCCACCUGCGAUAUGACACACUUGCCCAGAUGUUGACUCUGGCGAACAUCCACGCUGGCAGUAAAGUUUUGGUGUUCGAGACUUGUGCUGGCCUCGUGCUCGGAGCCGUCAUGGAAAGAAUGGGGGGCUAUGGCUCAGUGAUCCAAAUGUACCCAGGAGGUGAGCCUGUUCGGGCGGGUGUAGAGAGCUUUGGCUUCCCUGCACAUUUUCACGAUAUGCUGCAUGGGUUUCCCAUCUGCCAUGUCAAUGCUCUGCUGGCAGGCACCCUGGACACCACUGCCAAAGAUCCCAGUGCUGAUUCAAAGCAGGCCAUCGUGGCUGCCGAGGAGAAGCAAAACCUGCCUGAGGCAGAACAGCAGGGCAGUCCAGAGGAACAGAGCAUGGAGGCGAGCAGUGGCUCUGAUGGUAGCCAUGACCAGGAGAAACGCAAAGAAGCCAAAGCUCAGGAAAGAAAGGUGAAGCUGGAGGAGAAGCGGAGGAAGCUGGCAGCCUCUGCCGCCCUGCUGGAGGGCAGGAAUGCCGACGGGUUGGUUAUAGCCAGUCGCUUUCACCCAUGUCCAGUCCUCAUGUGUCUGCUCAAAUUCCUCUCCCCCUCCAGGCCUUUUGUAGUCUACUCCCAAUACAAAGAGCCUCUUAUCGAGUGCUACACUAAACUCAAGGAACAAGGCGGUGCGGUCAGUCUCAGACUCACAGACACCUGGCUCAGACAUUACCAGGUGUUGCCUAACAGGACGCAUCCUCUGCUGCUGAUGAGUGGGGGCGGGGGCUACCUCCUCUCAGGAACAACAGUUGCCAUGGACCGCUCCAAACCUGCGGGCUCCCAGCGAGCUGAGGAACCAGCACCAAAGAGACAGAAACUGACAGACACUGAAGGAUAAACACAGAAGCAUCAAAUGUUUUAAGGGCACAUUACCAGUGGCUUAUAGGGAUUUUCCUCCAGGAUUGACUUCUCUGUCUGCUGACCCGACCUGACACAUCUGGAAUAAGGGAGACGGCGUGUCUGGUUUGCAUUCAUCAGAGCACUUUCUCCUGUCUUGUGUAUUCAGAUCAGUACAGAUGAAGGCGUAAUGCUGAGGAGUAGACUGUAAGCCAGUUUGGGUUGAAUGAGCUCAGUGUAUGUGUUACGCAAGGAACUGCUGAAAUAAUCUUUUGUGUGUUGAGACUAAAAGACAGAUUUAUGUCUUAUGCCUUGAGACCAGGUGUAGAAACAUUUUUUUCGCCCAAUUGAUGCUCUCCAGCUUAUAACUAUUUUUAUUUUGUUAUCCCUGCAGGAAGUGCCAUUUGUUACGUGAUCCAGUUGCUAGUGCAGCUUCGCUGUAGGUCACAUCUGUAUCUGCACAGAAUUAA
This is a messenger RNA of Chelmon rostratus (copperband butterflyfish), 2034 nucleotides long. RefSeq names its product tRNA methyltransferase 6 non-catalytic subunit (gene trmt6). The record is from RefSeq and is a predicted model, not a curated record. The coding region runs from base 168 to 1565 and encodes 465 amino acids. Gene Ontology annotation, biological process: tRNA methylation. The transcript has 12 exons. Gene Ontology annotation, cellular component: tRNA (m1A) methyltransferase complex; nucleus. Lineage: Eukaryota; Metazoa; Chordata; Actinopteri; Chaetodontiformes; Chaetodontidae.